Messenger RNA from Rangifer tarandus platyrhynchus (Svalbard reindeer), 477 nucleotides. The record is from the annotation of a GenBank genome assembly. Lineage: Eukaryota; Metazoa; Chordata; Mammalia; Artiodactyla; Cervidae.
AUGGUGAUGGUCCUGAGCCCCCUGUUUUUGGUCUUCAUGCUGGGACUGGGUCUGACCCCACUGACUCUGGCUAAGGAUGACCACAGAUACAGACACUUCCUGACCCAGCACUAUGAUCGUAGUCCAAAGGGUCGGGAUAACAAAUACUGUGAAACAAUGAUGGAAAGACGAAACCUGACCAAACCCUGCAAAGGCAUCAACACCUUUAUUCAUGGCAACAAGAAUGACAUCAAGGACAUCUGUAAAGAUAAGAAUGGGAAACCUUACAAAGGCAAUCUCAGAAUAAGCAAGUCUGCCUUCCAGGUCACCAUUUGCAAGCAUAAAGGAGGGUCCACACGGCCUCCAUGCUAUUACAAAGCCACCAAAGCCUACAGAGUCAUCGUUAUCGGCUGUGAAAAGGGCUGGCCCGUCCACUUUGAUGAGUCCUUUGUCCCUCCACGCAAGCAGUCCAGAGCUGGCUCUGCUCUUCCUUCAUAG